Aspergillus puulaauensis is the source of this 1275-nucleotide messenger RNA. It is a transcript of the gene SER1, whose product is annotated as O-phospho-L-serine:2-oxoglutarate transaminase. Gene Ontology annotation, cellular component: cytoplasm. NCBI's taxonomy places the organism in Eukaryota, Fungi, Ascomycota, Eurotiomycetes, Eurotiales, Aspergillaceae. Bases 1 to 1275 code for a protein of 424 amino acids. Gene Ontology annotation, molecular function: pyridoxal phosphate binding; O-phospho-L-serine:2-oxoglutarate transaminase activity. Gene Ontology annotation, biological process: L-serine biosynthetic process. The transcript has 6 exons. The record is from RefSeq and is a predicted model, not a curated record.
AUGAAGAGAGAAGACAUCACAUACCUGGGUGCUGGCCCUGCCGCCCUGCCUACAAACGUCCUUGCAACCGCCGCAGAGGCCCUCCAGAACUAUGAGGGCACCGGAUUGGGCGUGGCCGAACACAGCCAUCGCAGCGAAUUGGCGUCUGGUAUCUUGAAUACUAUGAAAGCGGAUCUGUCGAAUUUCCUUGACAUUCCGGACGAGUUUGAGAUUUUGAUCAUGCAGGGCGGUGGCUCCGGUCAAUUCGAUGCGACGGUAUACAACCUUACGGCGAUCUGGGUUGAGAGGCAGAGACAGAAGAUCCUGAAGGAGAAGGGCGACAUUUCAGAGGAGGAUGUCAUUACUGAGCUGCGCAAGAAGGUCGAGGCAGAGUUCCGGGUGGAUUAUUUGGUUACUGGAUCAUGGUCGCUCAAGGCCAGCCAGGAGGCAGUGCGACUCCUCGGACCCGAAUACGUGAACGUCGCCAGUGACGCGCGGACAGCGAACAACGGGAAGUUCGGUAAGAUCGCGGACGAGUCGACAUGGAAGCUGAGCCCUAAGGCGGCGAUGGUGUAUCUCUGCGAGAACGAGACUGUCGACGGUGUCGAGUAUCCCGCUUUCCCCAAGGUCCUUGAGUCGAAGGGCUCCGAGGAUGACCCUAUUGUCAUUGGAGAUUUUUCGUCUACCAUUCUUUCAAGGCGCAUCCCCUUUGAGAACUUCUCUAUCGUCUACUUUGGAGCUCAGAAGAACCUGGGUAUGGCCGGUAUCACUGGCGUUAUCAUUCGCAAGAGCCUGCUCCCACCUGUCUCUCCUCCGUGCUCGCCAACUAUUCUGCGGAAGCUCGGAUUGCCUGUUGCGCCGACUAUCCUUGAUUACUCUGUUUGCCAGAAGAACAACAGCCUUUACAACACUCUCAGCAUCUUCGAUGUAUACGUUGCUGGACAGGUCAUCAAGAAGCUCCUGAAUGACUUCCCCGACAAGGUCGACGGACAGCAGGCUGUUGCUGAGCGGAAAGCACGCAAGGUCUACGAUACUCUGGAGGCUUAUCCUGAGAUCUACCGCAUUGUCCCAGACAAGGCCGUGCGCUCACGCAUGAACAUCUGCUUCCGGGUUGUCAAGAACGGAAACGUCGACGAAGCCGAAAAGACCUUCCUCAAGGGCGGCACUGAGCGCGGCAUCACCGGCAUGAAGGGCCACAGAAGCGUUGGAGGCAUCCGCGUUUCAAACUACAAUGCCAUUCCUGAAUCUGGUAUCGACAAGCUUGUUGUAUACCUAAAAGAAUUCGCUACGUUAUAG